AUGAAUCUACAGCAAGUUGUCCUAAGUCUCGGCGUGUUUACAACACUUCUUCGUGAUCGGUGCUACGGCGAUGAUGACACAGAACAUGUACACAUUAAACUUCACGUUCCGGAAAUUAUCAACCGGCACGUUCACGUAAAGACGAAGUACAUGCACGUGUACCAUCCGAAAAAGGUCGUCCAGGAGAUGCCUCCAACGUUCGUCGACCAGCCGCCGAUGGCGAUGGAUCACGGCAUGUGGAUGCCAUCCGGGCCCGUACCCGCCGGUAUGGUUUCCUCCCCCUCGUCAGCCCUUUCGUCGGCUUCCUCCUCAGCCAUGGCUGCAGCUGCGGCCGCUUCCCUAUCCUCGAUGGUACAGGAUAAACUGUCGACUCAGCUAGCACAGGAGCUGAUGAUGCGUUACCGCAAUCUGGAUACGCCCUCCGUUGCCGCUGGAGCCGAUUUACGCGAAACUGCUUCCGAUGCGUCAGACUAUCUGCGGGACUACUAUCACCGGCAGCGGAAGCUGUCCGAUCAGCUUAUGCUACAGGAAGCGAUGCAGUUGCCCAACUUUGCACAAACCAAAUAUCUGUCCAAUAUGGGGUACAACUGGGACAAGUCGUUUGGCGUGAAGUCGAGCGAUGGUGAGAAGUCGAGCCUGCUUCCCAAGAAGUCCAAAAAGAAGAAGGCUUACGGAAAUCUGUAA
Anopheles maculipalpis is the source of this 684-nucleotide messenger RNA. RefSeq lists its product as uncharacterized. The record is from RefSeq and is a predicted model, not a curated record. Bases 1 to 684 code for a protein of 227 amino acids. The transcript has 2 exons. Lineage: Eukaryota; Metazoa; Arthropoda; Insecta; Diptera; Culicidae.